CAAUUGGCAGCGUCGUCUUUGACAGAUGCUGCACAAUGUUACAGAUGCUGAACGUUACAGCGAACGCAGCGAGUAGCAGCAAUGCGGAGAGCCAAAGCAAUAACACCAACAAUAAUCCAACUGAGCGUAAUCGCAAUUUGAAUAACAGUAGCAAUAACAAUAACAACUACAACGCCAGCAUUCGACGCAACAGCGUAGCGACCACAAUCGCGGCCAGCUUAGCCGUCAUCACAUAUCUCGGCCACCCGGCUGCGACACAAAGUUUCGCAACAGCGAAUGCAACACAAACAAACACGACGACGUCCGUCACGCCGCGUGCAGCGACGCAGGCAGCAAGCGCAGCAACUUUACUGCCAACGUCCAGCAGCAAAUCUACAGCGGCUACAACACGCGCUGCCCACUUGCAUACGUAUCCAUUUGCUGUGGCAAUAACAACUACAACCUCAGCGAAAACACCCUACCCAAUUAGCGAUUCACACACCAGCUUCAAUUCCACCCGAGCACCAUCUUCAGCUUUAUCAGCAGCGACGACAGUCAAAAGAAAUUCAUUAUACACGAAUACCGAUGGCAAUGGCAAAUAUGCAACACCAACAACAACAGCUACAGUGACAACAGCCACAGCAACGGCAUUGGCCAGCACUUUCACUCAAGCGGAGGCCACACUCAACGCCUUAAUGCUCAAUGAUACAUUUGUGGACAGUUAUAAUGGUAGCAUAUAUGGCAACACCAGCAGCACUACCGCCAACAACAACAACAACAAUUUGCACGCCCUUAAUAUUACCGAUAUCAUUGAGCAAAACAAUCGCGACAAAUGGCUGAGUCUGUCGAUAUUCAUUGUGAAGGGUUUCAUAUUUGCAUUGAUUAUCUCGGCAGCGGUGCUGGGCAAUGCGUUGGUUAUUAUUUCGGUGCAUCGCAAUCGUAAAUUACGUGUUAUUACAAAUUAUUUCGUCGUCUCGUUGGCCAUGGCGGAUAUGCUGGUGGCGUUGUGUGCGAUGACAUUUAAUGCGACGGUGGAACUGUCCGACGGCAAAUGGCGGUUCGGACGCUUUAUGUGCAACGUGUACAACAGCUUGGAUGUUUACUUUUCUACAGCGAGUAUUUUGCAUUUAUGCUGCAUCUCGGUUGAUCGAUAUUAUGCCAUCGUUCGGCCACUGGAAUAUCCACUCUAUAUGACAACAAAAACCGUUUACUUUAUGCUCGCUAACGUUUGGAUAUUGCCAGCUUUAAUAUCGUUUACGCCCAUCUUCCUCGGUUGGUAUACGACGGCAGAGCAUCAACGUGAGACUUUACUACAUCCGGAUCAGUGUUCGUUUGUGGUCAAUAAGGCGUAUGCGCUCAUAUCGAGUUCCGUCAGCUUUUGGAUACCGGGCAUAGUAAUGCUUUGCAUGUAUUGGCGCAUAUACAAAGAGGCGGUACGUCAACGCAAAGCAUUAAGCCGCACUAGCUCGAAUAUUCUGUUAAAUAGUGUACAUAUGGGUCAUACCCAGCAUUCGACAAAUCUGAGUUAUCUGCAUCCAAGUGAUUGUGAAUUAAGCACAACGAUGGCGAGAGAAGAAACGCAUAGCGCUAUAAGCAAUCUUGAGGACAUCCUACCGCAAACAACCGACGAUGACGAUGAUAAAGACGAAGGCGAUGAAUUACGAGUCCCUGCACCACCACGCCGGCUCAGCCGCAGCAGCAUCGACUUGCGCGACUUAGAGCAGGAACGUUAUGAAAAAGUUACCCAUACCGACAGUGCGCCCUCUAUGAUAGCUUUACACUACGCCGCACAACAGCAACAAAAUGAGGAUGGUAACGCGCUUAAUCCGCAAAUAUGGGCAGAAGGUUUGGCAGAUCUACAGCAAUCCGUGUACAUUACCAAAAGAUCUGCCUCGCCAAUUAACUCUAACCAAAAUUCACCCAAGCACUCACCUAGUCAUCGUCAAGGCUCUAGUAGCAAGCUGAAAAGUUGUGAUUCUGAUCAAUAUCAGCAGGUAUUUGGACUACUGAGCGACGACAGUGAGUCCAACGAGUAUUACGACAGUAUGUUAAAUUUGAAAGUUAAGCAACAGCAAUUGCAAGCGCCGACCACCUGUUUGCCCAUCGCAGAAGAUAAUAAAGAGCUUAAGCGACUGAUCGAGGAUAACUAUUUAUACUUCAAAAAGCAAAUAGUUGGACAAAACUCCACUCAAAGUGGUGAACAGCACGCCUCGGGGAGUGGUAAGUUUCCAGCGCGGAGUGAAACUGAUUUCAUUAGAAUGAAAAAUGGUCGAAACCGCAGUCGUAGUAGUGGCAGUAAUGAGGAAACGGCUAAGAAACCUUUCGCACUAAGCGAUUCUGAGUUCCUUAAGACUUUGGCCGACUCAAGAAGUAAACGAAAACAACUCGAAUCGCUAAAGGAAGGAGUUGUAAAGGAAGAGAAAGAAAAAGAGAAGGAAAAAGGCUUCACUUUCAAAGGCCUGCUAGCAAAGACGAAACGAUCGAGUACGGAGUGUUUUUCUAUCGAGAAGAAGCGUCAACAGGCCACAUCCGAAGAAAUACGCAGCAGUCGCGCCCAACUCUUUCGGCGUUCACGAAAUCGCAAGCUAUCACAUAGUUAUAAUGGUGGCAUAAGUCGUAAACAGGAAAUGCGUUCACGGCAGCACAGCGACACGGACUCCGAAGCGGGAUUCAUCUAUUACUCUUACACAUUGGGUGAGAGCCAAGAAAGUUCGGCAACACGCUACAACACACCCGAUAUUUUGCUCGAUAUCAAUGUGCUUAAUGAACAAACAGACGACUCACUGAAGGACAACAUCUCGGUGCGCACACACGAGUUUGAGAUAACCACCUCACCACAAGGUACCAAUAACAACAAUGGUUCCGCGCAACUUAUUGACUUGGGCGAGUCACAAGAAGUUGCAUUUAGCGGCUCAGAUGACUUCUCCCAAUAUACCGACUGCCUAACCGAGUCCCCACACAUACCAGCCACACCGCCGCCAUCACGUUCGCCUUCCUCAUUAAUUGAACCCAUAGUUCCUGAACAAUUGCAAUACCAAAACCAACAACCCAUACAAUGCGCCAUUGAACUGCCGGAGAAAAGCAAUAUUCUCAUUACCUCGCGCACAGACCUUGUCGAACUAUUCCGUUCGUUAAGCUUUCCCAUCGCUGAACUGGGUCACACUAACACCACCAACAGCGGCAACGACUCACCCCAACGUAAAUUUCUGUCAACCUCCAACUCCACCGAAUCCAAGUCAGGCAACUCUGCGAAACACUUUAAACAGCGACUAAGUACGUUAAGCGAUCAGGUGCUGGUGACGAAAAAUAGCACAAACUUUUUAAUGUCCCCACCGGCAACACCAAAUUUCAAUUCUGCACAAAACCUACCCACGACUAAGACGAUUUCAUACCCCAACGCACCAAGCAAUACGGUCAAUGUCUACUUCCUCUCACCGCCACCAACAGCCACGUUACCACAAUUCUCAAACAGCUCACCCACGAGCAAUCCUUUUCCUAGCGACACGUCUACAGUAUCCUUGGACGUGCUUACCACGCUGCCAGUGCCAACGCCGCCGUCGUCACAAUGCCAACAGACCUUGGCCGUGCACGCAACUACUCAGGUGUCGCAAUGCAUGUCGCCGAAGCCAGAAAUCAUACUCGACUCUACACUCUCACCCACCUCGUUGCAUAGCGGUAGCAAUGGUGAUAUUGAUGGCGGUGAUGGAGGCCUAUUGACCGGUGAGGAGCGAGAUUUAACAUCACCUUUAUUCAAACGUCACGACAGCGAACCAGAAACUACGUCCACAGCGGUAGCACAGUCAGUACGUCAUCGUGGCAGUAUUCUAGCGGGCGGCAGUGGCGCUUAUAAUGGCAAUAACGGUCAAUCGGUGCGCAAACGUCAGGCUUCGGUGGUGACGUACGAUGUCAAUGUGAUUAAUUUUUCACAGGACAACAGUGAUAGCCGCAGCUACAUACCAAUGGGUCGAGUAUCGACCAGUUCAGCAAUGCCCGAGCGUCCGAUGGAGGUUGAUUUCUCCCAAAAGUCGUCACUGAAACGACGCGGCGGCAUUUGUAUAUUUGUCGACGAAGAAGAGGCCGUUAAUGUGAUUGAGCAAAAGACUGGUAUUGGUAGUCAGCAAGCUAAAUGCAUCACUUUCGACACUGUUAAUGUCGGCUACGACAGCAGCGAUGCGACUGGCACGAGAAUCUCGAAGGCAGCAGCUGUUAAGUGCCAAUUGUGUGGUGCCAAUAUGCGGUCGCAAUUACGAUUACCCGCACCGCCCGACAUGCGACAGAGUCAGGGGCAAGGUCGUAGCAAUCGAAGUGGUAAACGUUUUUGGCAUACGAAUCAUUGGUGGCACAAAAGAAAGCACAACCGGCAACAGGGGUCGGCGGGAUGUCAGUGUGGCGCUACCGGCGGUUCGAUGAGGCCGGCGAAAGGAUGGAAGGCUGAACAUAAAGCUGCACGUACUUUGGGCAUUAUAAUGGGUGUAUUCUUGCUCUGUUGGCUGCCAUUUUUUCUGUGGUACGUAACAACUUCUCUCUGCGGUCCUGCCUGCCCUUGCCCGGAUGUGGUCGUUGUCGUUCUCUUUUGGAUUGGCUAUUUCAAUUCAACGCUUAAUCCACUGAUCUACGCCUACUUCAAUCGUGAUUUCCGCGAUGCUUUUCGCAACACGCUUGAAUGCGUUAUACCUUGUUUACAUAAACGUAAUCCUUACGAUGCUUACUAUGUGUAGUAGUGUUAAGGUGUGUAGAAUGGAGAGAAACCGAAGGCAACAAAAAAAAAAAACAAAAGGCAAGUAUUACGUAAGUUUUGUGUUCCUCUUUCAUGAUGCUUAAUGUACCAUGAAGAACCUAUCUAUGUAUGUAUGUACAAGCGUACUCUUGCAAAAUCGUCGCUUCACUACACUACACUGAAUAUUGAUUGAAAAAAUAAAAAUUCUUG
Ceratitis capitata (Mediterranean fruit fly) is the source of this 4906-nucleotide messenger RNA. It is a transcript of the gene Octbeta3R, whose product is annotated as octopamine receptor beta-3R. Gene Ontology annotation, molecular function: octopamine receptor activity. The transcript is spliced from 8 exons. Gene Ontology annotation, cellular component: membrane. The coding region runs from base 36 to 4697 and encodes 1553 amino acids. Lineage: Eukaryota; Metazoa; Arthropoda; Insecta; Diptera; Tephritidae. Gene Ontology annotation, biological process: adenylate cyclase-activating adrenergic receptor signaling pathway. The record is from RefSeq and is a predicted model, not a curated record.